UGAGAAAUGGCGAAUGAGUACAAGAAAAUUAUUCUCCUGAAGGGAUUGGAAUGUGUCAGUGACUAUGAUUUUAGGACAAUUAAGUCCGUAUUAGGCAAGGAACUAAAACUAACGAAAAAAAUGCAAGAAGAUUAUGACAGGAUUAAGAUUGCCGACUUAAUAGAAGACAAGUUCCCAAAUGAUGCUGGAGUGGACAAACUGAUAGAAGUGUGCAAAGAUAUUCCAACAGUUGGUGACCUUGCUGAAACACUUAAAAAAGAGAAGGCAAAAGUUAAAAAGAGAGGAAGACAAAGCAGUGAUACUACAGUGAAAAGACGCAGGGAGGAUGAACCCAGUACUUCCCGGCCUACGCCCACCAUAAAUGAAGAUUUGAAACAAAAAGUAACCAGGAAUGCACCUUCCACACAGGCUUCUCAGGUACCUGUAGCAACAGUGUUCAGCAGUGUCCGGCGCCCUGAGGUACCUCUAACAACAGUGUCCAGCAGUUUCCGGGCUCGUCAGUUGCCCCCAGCAACAGCAUCCAGCAGGAUGCAGGUCCCUCAAGUGCCUAGAGCAACUGUGCGCACCAAUGUCCAGCCCACUCCAGUGUCGCCAGCAUCAACCUCAAACAGUGUCCAGACCCCUAGAGUGUCUCCAGCAUCCUCUUCAAACAGAUUAGAACGUAUGAAUCAUUAUAAUUUUAGAGCGGUUAAGUCCCUAAUGGCCCAAGAACUAAAACUGAGUAACACAAUGCAAGAUGAUUAUGACAGAAUUAAGACAAAUUCUGAACUGAUGCUGGGUUGA
Nannospalax galili (Upper Galilee mountains blind mole rat) is the source of this 783-nucleotide messenger RNA. Its product is annotated as pyrin and HIN domain-containing protein 1-like. NCBI's taxonomy places the organism in Eukaryota, Metazoa, Chordata, Mammalia, Rodentia, Spalacidae. Gene Ontology annotation, molecular function: double-stranded DNA binding. Bases 7 to 783 code for a protein of 258 amino acids. The transcript is spliced from 4 exons. The record is from RefSeq and is a predicted model, not a curated record. Gene Ontology annotation, biological process: activation of innate immune response; cellular response to interferon-beta.